AAGCAUUCCUAGCAACCAGUCAAAGGUGGCAGUAAGUGAGAGCAGUUGAUACAGAAUGGCUGGGAAAGCACCAAAAGAACCUGCAAAUGCUGUUCAUCAAAAUGCGAUCUUAUGUGAAACUAUUAACAAGGAGCGGAGACAUCAGAAAUUAUACACGAAUUUUUUCAUGAAUCCAUAUAAAAAACUACACAUCAUCACUGGAAAACCCAAUUCGCCAUACGAUACACAAGAUGGGGAAGAAGACAGUCACUUUGUUGAGGUGAUAGAACGAGCACACCAGGAACCAGUAAAGAAAUAUGCAUUUCCACAAACAGAGGCUCAAGAACUUGGCUGGAUCAGCAAACCACUGCUUGAAACUGACAAAUGUGAUAGAAGAUUGAACUUCCACAGAAUAGGAACCCCCAUCACUGCAUACAUGGAUGCUGCCUGGAGGGACAAAGAGCAGAGAGAAAACCUCAAUUAGACUCUUGUUAUUUUAGUGUAGUUACCAUUCAUUUCAAUACCUUGUUCAUGUUGUAAAUAUUUUGUAUAAAAAAUACUUUAAAAAAACAAACAAGUCAUUAAUUCAUUGUGCCAUGGUAUCUGAAGACAUGUUUGUCCAAAGUACUUGGCCCUUUUCAAAAAAAAUAAAAAUAAAAUCUCAAUAUAUAAUGAAUUGGAAGUUUAUUUUUGGGUGGACCAGCAACACUAAACCAGGACUAAAAAUUAUUUUAAAAACAUUGUUAGUUUUGAUGUUCAUUUUAAGUGCAUGGGGAAAGAAUGAUGAUGUAGAACCGAGAGACUGACCUAACAUAUCGUUGUUGUUACCAAAUGAAUACAUUCAGAAAACAGUCUCCCCCAUACGCUGUUUGACAUCUGCAUUGACGGCAGUCGACGACAGUACAGUAAUAUUUUGUGUGUGGAGUCCGUCAAAAACACUCCUAUUAAAGUGCAAUCUCAAAA
This is a messenger RNA of Gigantopelta aegis, 942 nucleotides long. Its product is annotated as protein FAM183B-like. Bases 56 to 463 code for a protein of 135 amino acids. The transcript is spliced from 4 exons. The record is from RefSeq and is a predicted model, not a curated record. Gene Ontology annotation, cellular component: ciliary base. NCBI's taxonomy places the organism in Eukaryota, Metazoa, Mollusca, Gastropoda, Neomphalida, Peltospiridae.